Exophiala viscosa is the source of this 1155-nucleotide messenger RNA. RefSeq lists its product as uncharacterized. NCBI's taxonomy places the organism in Eukaryota, Fungi, Ascomycota, Eurotiomycetes, Chaetothyriales, Herpotrichiellaceae. The coding region runs from base 1 to 1155 and encodes 384 amino acids. The transcript has 2 exons. The record is from RefSeq and is a predicted model, not a curated record.
AUGAUCACCACCAAUCAGCGACGUCAUAUUGAAUGGACUCCCAUCCUGGGCCCAUCAUUUCCUGGUGCAAUUUGUAGAGUGUGGCUUAUGCAGGCCGGAACCAUCUCCAUUCCUGAAGAUUUUGUGCUGCUACCGGCACCAAACACCAAUAAUCGAACCAUCCAAGAAAGUCCAGAACAGUCAAAACUUCGCAGCUUCAAUGCUCCCGACUUUGUCUUUUUAAUUGAACAUGUCCCCACAGGCGACUUCUUCCUCUUCGACUUGGGCAUGCGAAAAGAUCUUCACAACCUACCUCCAUACAUCUGCGACGUCGACCUACCAAUCUAUGACUGUAGUCCAAGGCUGCCUCAAGUCAUCUUGGCCAAAAACAGUCCUGCCGGCUUCGGUUUUUCCAAAGUGAAAGCCAUCAUUUUGUCACAUCUGCACUUCGACCAUAUUGGAGACUGUGGACGUGAAGCCUUUCCCGAGGCAGAACUUUGGAUAGGACCGUCAGCUUGCAUGGAAGCUCGCCCUGGCCAUCCUCAUGAUCCCAUGGCGACCGUUCUUGCAAGUGACUUUCCCAAAGAUGGCACCAGGAAGAUCGUCGAAUUCACCAUUCCUCAGCCUCGCCUCCAGGAAAGAGGCGACGGUAGGGCUACCAAGAUCGAGGAAUGGCACAGCACUGGUCAGUACGAGGCUGUAGACUCUCAAGUGCCGAGAAAUGGCUGGAAACCUUCGGGAAGCUUCGGCCUAGCCUUCGACCUUUUUGGAGAUGGGUCAGCUUACUUGAUCGAUACGCCUGGUCAUGCUGCGGGCCACCAAUCGCUUCUCGUCCGUGUCACCACUGAACAAGACGGAGUAGAUACAGACCAAGGAGACUUCGUCUUGCUAGCUGGAGAUUCGUUUCACCAUCCCAUUUUAUUGCAGGACCCAUCCAGAACCGCGCGUCCACCUUACGGCACCUACACAAUACAUGCUGAUGACGAUUUGGCAAUCGAUACCAUGAUCAGGACACGUGAAUUCGCAAAACGCGAGAACAUCUGGGUCAUUGCUUCUCAUGACAUCUCGAUCGUAGAAACGCUCGCAGCAGGGACGAAUGGUGUGGAAGGUUUGGUCCUGCUGAAUGACUGGAGGCGGAAAGGAUGGAAAGGCGGCCAAGGGCAGUGGCACCCGUGA